Ceratotherium simum simum (southern white rhinoceros) is the source of this 652-nucleotide messenger RNA. The record is from RefSeq and is a predicted model, not a curated record. Lineage: Eukaryota; Metazoa; Chordata; Mammalia; Perissodactyla; Rhinocerotidae.
CCCCCAUGUCCCCCGAGCGGCCCGUCUCGCCGGGGCAGGUUGCGGAGCCGCCCGGCAAGAGCCUGUGGGAGCGGAUCUGCGAGGAGCAUGAAGCUGAGCAGCCUCCCUUUCCAGAGGGAUAUAAAGUCAAACCAGAAGCUGUGAUGACUCAGGUUUCACCGUUGGAGGAAACGGUCUUCCAUGGCUUCAAUGCAGAGCACCUAUUUCCAGUGCCUCAUUUGACCGUGGCCUCACAUAUACCCUGCCCUCAAGUGCAAGUGGAAAAAGUCGAUCCAAAAACAUGUUCCCCCAAAGAAUAUUUGGAAACAUUCAUCUUUCCAGUUCUGCUUCCCGGAAUGACUAGCCUGCUUCACCAAGCAAAGAAAGAAAAAUGUUUUGAGAGGAAAAGAACCAAGUUCAUUGCCUGUGAUUUUCUGAUCGAGUGGUUAUACAAUCAUAAUCCAAAGAGGAUAGGCGAGCUGUUCACAGAAUUCUUCUCCAUUCCAUUUGUGGAGCAGUGGCUGAAGGAUCACCCACGGCCAGCGAUGCCACUCUCCCUCCUGCUGACGGAGGAGGAAGCAGCCCUCAUCAUCCAGUCCUUCUGGAGAGCCUAUCUGGUAAGAGUCAUGUGCAAUUACGGUAUGUGGCCUGAUGGGGAGCUUUUGUGAUGUGG